AUGAAUGCUUCCAACAUUUCAAGCUUUGUCCAAACCAAUCUAUUCGAACGGAAUACGGUGACGGAAAGUAACGAUUCGAACUCAGCUUCCUCAGUACAGCAAACAGCCAGCGAAUUGAACCUUUCACGAGCAAGAUUAGGCAGCAAGCCAACCGCUGGGAUCAACAAACCCAUUCUCCCCUCAAAGUCUGGAUACUCUCUUGCUUCAUCGGCACAACGAUUCUCCCUAGCGAAAACAAGAAGUACACCAGGUAAUGUAAGUAGAUUCACUGCAACAAGUCGUGCUACGGCUGUACAGGAAAGGAUACUUUGUACAAUUUUUGAGUCAACAAAAGAUGUAAAUUCAACUAUUGGGCUUUGUAUCCUUAACUUCAGUACGGGUGAGCUGAUCCUGUCAGAGUUCAUCGACUCUCAAAUUUUUAUUCGAACAGUUCACAAAAUACAGAUAUAUGAACCGACAGAAAUCCUAUUACCCAACACCUCCUUUUCACCGACCUAUUCUAAAUUGGCCACCAUUUUGAAAUUAAACACACCGGACUCAGUGAAAAUCUCUGAAGUCACUUCGAAAUAUUUUAACAAACAGAAUGGCCAAGAUGCAAUCUCCAAAUAUUCAAUAGAUGAAGAAACUAAGAAAGUAAAUUUACUUCAUGUGCUGGACAAAAACUUUGCCUUGUGUGCACUCUCUGCAACUGUCUACUUUGUUAAAGAGCAGAUACCAAAAAGUACAGCAAAGGCAAUGGAAUUUAAAUCUUUUAGAAUCAGAUUUGAAAAUCCGGAAAACACAAUGCUAAUUGAUUCAAGGACGAUUUUAGGACUUGAACUGAUUGAAAGCAAAAUCUACAAAAGGAACCACCUAGCUUUUUACAAGUUUUUGGAUGAGACGGUGACAAACGAUGGGUCGUCGCUUGCUCAGAAACACAUUUUACAACCUUUAACAAGUAAAAAGGGAUUAGAACAUCGAUUGGAAUCAGUUCAAUUCUUAAUGGAAAACAGUGAUUUCUUGAAGGAACUGCGCAAUGAGAUGGAGACUUUCGAAGACCUAGACAAAAUUUUCUGUCACUUGCUGUCGGUUAAUCAUGUAGCCAUCGAACCCGAAUUUAAAAUAAAUUAUGUGCUUUUAUUGAAAAGCACCCUACAUACAACCAAAAGAAUAGCUACGACAUUACAGAAGGCUAAUCCGUCGGGGAUGUUUUUGAAGGAAGUUGGAUGUAUACUGCUCAACAAUAAGCUGUCCGAAAUUGAAAGUGCAAUUGACGAAAAGAUUAAUAAGGACUGUUCAUGGGCAACAUCCAAUAUUGAUCAACAAAACCAACGAUGCUAUGCUGUGAAGAAGGGGACUAACGGACUUUUGGAUAUCUCUCGUCAAGUUUACAGGAACAUUGUAGACGAGAUUGUCCAAAAUGUAAAGCAACUAAAUGAUACCCACGAGCUUUCUUUAGAUUACAAAUACGAACGUAGGAGGGGUUUCUACUUGAGACUGAAAAGGAAGGACCACUCCGAAUUACCAUUUCUUCCCUCCAACUUUGUGAACGUUAUUUUAAAGAAAGAAUUUAUUGAGUGUACAACCUUGGACCUUUUAAAAGCAAAUGCAAGGUUAGAGGAAAUAUUAAGAGAGAUUCUGAUUGCAAGUGAGCAAGUUAUUGACGAGUUGCUCAACGAGAUAAUGGGAAAUCUUUCUGCUUUAUUCAUGAUGUCAGAAGCCGUUUCUCUUUUAGACUUACUAUGCUGUUUUGCAAAAAAGGCCAUGAACCUUGAAUACUGCUUACCAAAGUUUUCUGACAUCAUCUAUAUCAAAAAGGGACGACACCCCAUACUGGAAAAUCUCAUAAAAUCGUUUGUUCCAAACGACAUAAUAAGUCUGCAAGGAAGUUCUUCCAUGCAACUGAUAACCGGUUGUAAUAGAAGUGGAAAGUCGGUGUACUUAAGGCAGGUUUCCUUGCUUUGUAUAAUGGCACAAAUUGGGUGUCCUGUCCCAGCAGAGUCGGCAACUUUUCCGAUAUUCAAUAAGCUUCAUGCGAGGGUGUGUAGCGACACAAUGGAGAUUGGGUCGUCUAAUUUUUCCUCAGAGAUGAAAGAAAUGGCUUAUUUCCUUGGGGCGUUGGAUUCACAGACCUUACUGAUCUUGGACGAGGUUGGGAGAGGGUCGAGCAUUGGGGACGGCUUGGCAAUCUCUCUUGCAAUUACUGAAUAUCUUCUUUCAGCAAAUUGCUCUGUUUUCGUCUCUACCCACUUUAGGGAAAUCCCAGCCCUUUUGAGAAAUAAACCUAGUGUUUCUCAUUUCCACAUGAAGACAGAAGUUACAAGAACUGCCUCUUUGAAAAUGCAUUAUAAACUUACUACUGAUUUUGAGGCAACAUCAGGUAAUGGAAUCAGGCUGGUUGGCCCACUAUUUGGCAAAAAGAUAUCUGAAACUGCUAUGACGAUAGCUAAGUUACUUGAGAAAUCUGGAAGAUAUCAACGGAUGGCUCAUCUGCAGAAGCAUAAAGAUCCGGAUACAGUUGCAGUAAAUGAGCUAGAAAAAGAUAAAUAA
Molecule: messenger RNA, 2529 nt
Organism: Huiozyma naganishii CBS 8797
Lineage: Eukaryota; Fungi; Ascomycota; Saccharomycetes; Saccharomycetales; Saccharomycetaceae
Gene: MSH4
Product: MutS family protein MSH4
Exons: 1
Coding region: 1-2529 (842 amino acids)
Biological process (GO): reciprocal meiotic recombination; mismatch repair
Cellular component (GO): nucleus
Molecular function (GO): mismatched DNA binding; ATP binding; ATP-dependent DNA damage sensor activity
Source: RefSeq, a predicted model, not a curated record